AUGCUUCGAUUGAUUCUACUUUUCACAGUCUUUUGCCUGUGGUGGGUUCCCGGAUAUGGACAACUUCGCAAGCAUCAUCAACAGAUCCAGCCGCCGUUGGAAGAAGUCGACGUGAUUCGGGCCAUGCAGGGAAAGCCAAACGAGGCUCAUCGAUCCCAAGAGGCGAGCACAAAUAUGCCCGAAGCGACGUAUGCAAGCUCGCCUGCUUCCACUUGUGGCGAAGCUUCUUUAUCUUGCGUUGUUUUUGAUCCAAAGCAUUCUCGUAUACCAAUCCGAUGCGGUGUCAUUCGAAAAGCGCCCGUAUGUGAACGACAAGACGACCAAGGAAAACGCCAUUGUGAUGUGUUUUGUGACGCGGACGGAGGAGCACGGGUUUGUGAAUUUGCAUUUCCGAAAUGCUGUGCGGUUGGAAAGAAUGGCUGUCGAACCUCCAAACCUCGUGAAAGUAUCUAG
Radiomyces spectabilis is the source of this 453-nucleotide messenger RNA. RefSeq lists its product as uncharacterized. The record is from RefSeq and is a predicted model, not a curated record. The coding region runs from base 1 to 453 and encodes 150 amino acids. The transcript is spliced from 2 exons. NCBI's taxonomy places the organism in Eukaryota, Fungi, Mucoromycota, Mucoromycetes, Mucorales, Radiomycetaceae.